Rhipicephalus microplus (southern cattle tick) is the source of this 829-nucleotide messenger RNA. RefSeq names its product NPC intracellular cholesterol transporter 2. The record is from RefSeq and is a predicted model, not a curated record. Gene Ontology annotation, biological process: intracellular cholesterol transport. NCBI's taxonomy places the organism in Eukaryota, Metazoa, Arthropoda, Arachnida, Ixodida, Ixodidae. Gene Ontology annotation, molecular function: sterol binding.
AUGGCUGCGGGCGGGCUGAUGGGCGUCUUCGUCUUGGUCUCGCCGCUGGCGCCCGGCUUACACGUAUCGGUGGGUAUUCUCGUCGCCACUGUUGCUUCGAUGCAGCCAAUCUGUGGUGUUCUUAACCUUUCAGUAAUCUUCCUGCAAUCGGUGACUUCAAAUAGCUACAUAUGUACUUCGGUUCUGCACCACGUGACUAGUCGAUGUCAGCCCAAAAGGAGCGGGCGUAUCACCCUCCUAGCUGCUCAGUUUGCCGUGAGGCCACUCGUACAAACAAUGGAGUCGCGCCGUCAGCUGUUGCUCGCCGCUCUGAUGCUGUCAACAGUCGCAUGCGCCGUGGGCGACUGGCCGCGGUGUGCAUCACCGGACGGCACCAUCGUCAGCUUCCACGUGGACGGCUGCAGCCAACCCGACACUUGCAUUCUGAAGAAAGGUACCCAGGCCAACGUGACCAUCGUCUUCAAUUCCAACGUCACCAGCAAUGGCGUCAAAGUCAAGGUGCACGGCUUAAUCCACAAGGUACCCCUUCCAUUCCCGCUACCACAGUCCGACGCCUGUCAGAGCGGUGUGGUGUGCCCAAUCAAGGCAGGGGCCAGCUACACCUAUCGCGGCUCUUUUCCCGUCAGGGAAUCGUACCCGUCCAUCUCGCUCGACGUCAAAUGGGAGCUGGUCGACGACAACGGCAGUGACCUCACCUGCCAGCUGAUUCCCGUUGAGAUCGAGAGCUGAACAUUUCUGUCUAAACGACGAAGCUGUUCGACAGCGUCACUCUUCAAAGGACCCUGUUCGCGAAUGAAAGCAAUUAAAAACUUUAAUUCGCCGAGUGUCA